This is a messenger RNA of Linum tenue, 1161 nucleotides long. NCBI's taxonomy places the organism in Eukaryota, Viridiplantae, Streptophyta, Magnoliopsida, Malpighiales, Linaceae. The record is from the annotation of a GenBank genome assembly.
AUGGACGGAAUCAGUUCCUCCUCCACCGACGACAACAGCACCACCAGCACCGACUCCAAUCACUGCAUCUCCCCACUACCGCCGCCGCCGCCGCCCGCCCUCCUCCCUUUCCCCGCCAAGUCAUCCCUCUGCCGCGUCGGCAGCGGCGCCAGCAGCAGCGUCGUCCUCGACCCUGAAUCCGGCAUCGAAGCAGAGUCCCGCAAGCUCCCUUCCUCGAAAUACAAAGGCGUCGUCCCCCAGCCCAACGGCCGGUGGGGUGCCCAGAUUUACGAGAAGCACCAGCGCGUCUGGCUCGGCACCUUCAACCGCGAGGACGACGCCGCACGCGCCUACGACAUCGCCGCCCGACGCUUCCGCGGCCGCGACGCCGUCACCAAUUUCAAGCCCCCUCCUAAUUCGCCUCCUCCGCCGGCCUCCGGCGGCGAACCGGACGACGACGGCAUCGAGCUGGAGUCCAAUUUCCUCAACUCCCAUUCCAAGGCCGAGAUCGUCGACAUGCUGCGGAAGCACACCUACGACGACGAGCUGGAGCAGAGCCGCCGGAAAGGGCAGGGGAUGAAACAGAGCAUCGCCCGGUUCAAUCCGAAUGCCGGGUCGGACCGGUUCGACCGGUCGAACCGUGAGCCGCUGUUCGAAAAAGCGGUUACCCCGAGCGACGUCGGGAAAUUGAACCGGCUCGUGAUCCCGAAACAGCACGCCGAGAAGCAUUUCCCACUGCAGAGCGGUGGGAAUAAUAGCAGCAGCACGACGAAAGGCGUGCUGCUGAACUUCGAGGACGCGGCGGGGAAAGUGUGGCGGUUCAGGUACUCGUACUGGAACAGCAGCCAGAGCUACGUGCUGACGAAAGGGUGGAGCCGGUUCGUGAAGGAGAAGGGAUUGAAAGCCGGCGACAUUGUCAGCUUCCAGAGAUCCGCAGCCGCCGCCGGCGAGGAGGAGCGGCAGCUGUAUAUCGACUGGAGGCCCAGGGUUGGGCCGAACCAGGCGGUUUGCUCGGUGGUCCAACCGGUUCACAUGGUCCGGCUGUUCGGGGUGAACAUAUUUAAACUCCCCGGGAGCAGCGGUGACGGUGGUGGUGGGUGUAAUGGGAAGAGGUCGGUGAGGGAGAUGGAGAUGGUGGCGUUUGAAUGCAGUAAAAAACAGAGGAUUAUUGGAGCUUUGUAG